AUGGCUGGAUCAUUGUCUGGUAACCCCAGAGGCGAACAAGCAGUCGAACUCUCCUCUGCAUUCACGGCCGUCGCCUUCACCAUCGUUUGUCUUCGGCUGUACACACGAAUCUACAUUAUACGAUGUGCUGGUAUUGAGGAUUUUGGCAUCGCCGUGGCAAUGUUUUGCUCCAUAGGCCUGACAAUCUGCAUUGGCAUCCAAGCCCAAUAUGGUAUGGGUUGGCACAUCACCGAUGUAUCGCACGAUGCCAUGACCAAGUUCCUCAAGGCAAGGAUCCCUACAUCUGCCUUCACGCCGUCGAAGUUCCUCAUCGCAAACUAUCUCACCAUGGGAGUCGUAGUUGGAUACACCUUCUGGACCGUCUUUUCGAGCAUAUUCGAAUGCGUACCAAUCCGAGCGUUUUGGACCAGGGAGCCGGCCAAAUGCCUCAACCAGUUCGCAGUGUGGUUCACCAACGCAGGCAUCAACAUCCUCACCGACUUUGCAAUCAUCAUCCUACCUAUUCCAGUCAUACGCAGCCUCAACCUAGGCCGAAAACAAAAGAUUGGCCUCAUUGCCAUCUUUGCAGUUGGCGGACUUGUGUGCAUCGUAUCAAUCCUGCGACUACAUUCACUCGUCGCAAUCUCGAACUCGCCGGACCCAACCUACGACAACCCAGCUGCAGCAACUUGGAGUUCCGUCGAAGCUAAUGUCGGAAUCAUAUGCGCUUGCCUACCGAUACUACGGCCACUGGUUACACAAUGGUUCCCUAGAGCAUUUACAUCGCGACACCCGAGCCAGUUCUCCCGACCACCAAAUGCCACGUACGGGAGCAGGCGGAGCAGCAAGUUGCCGCGCACCAAAGAAAGCUUCGCCAUGAACACAUCCCGAACAACCCGAACAGCGGCGUCAGAUGAAGCAAGAGAUAUACAAGUCGUCACCGACAUACAUGUGCAGGUUGAAGGUGAAAGCGACGCCGCAAGCGACUGGAAGCCAAGCACUUCUCCAAAGAACUGGUCAGAAACGACGUCAGUCAAGAACCUAGAGCGACUGAACAGCACAGAGCAGCUAGUAGAGGUCCCCGACCUGCCACAACGGAAAUGA
Messenger RNA from Pyrenophora tritici-repentis Pt-1C-BFP, 1083 nucleotides. Lineage: Eukaryota; Fungi; Ascomycota; Dothideomycetes; Pleosporales; Pleosporaceae. The record is from RefSeq and is a predicted model, not a curated record.